Messenger RNA from Fusarium falciforme, 564 nucleotides. Its product is annotated as AAA-12 domain-containing protein. The record is from RefSeq and is a predicted model, not a curated record. The coding region runs from base 1 to 564 and encodes 187 amino acids. NCBI's taxonomy places the organism in Eukaryota, Fungi, Ascomycota, Sordariomycetes, Hypocreales, Nectriaceae. The transcript is spliced from 2 exons.
AUGUAUAAGACCUGGAUACUUGAACAUGUCGGACACAUUCUAGACUCUGGCGUUACUGGUCUCGGGGAAAACAGCGGGAAGCCAAUCGAUAUCCUGAUCAUUGCGCUUUACAGGGCCCAAGUCACCGAGUUCCAAAGGGCGAUCAAGUCUCUCAUCGACCAGGGUCGCUUCCCGAAAGACACCUUGAACCACCUCAAAGUCAAGACUGUUGACGGGGAGCGGCGAAGACUUCGAAGGAACGACUCACCGCAAGCACGCUCAGUCUGUGUUUCUCAAGACGAUGAAGCCGUCAUCGUCUUUGUUGAUUAUCUGACUGUCAGUCACCCUGGCUUCACUGCCGAUUCCUUCCGUGGCACAUUGACCCUCAUUCGUGCGCGCGGCAUGACUAUCUUGCUGCUUAAUCGUGGCACCUUUGUUGGGUAUGAGCGCCGCGAGCAAUUUAUCGAGCGUUCGAACCAUCUCUUCCGAAUUCACGACUGGCAUGCAAGUCGUCAGCUUGUCCAGCGCCUCGCGGGCUGCCUCAACUGCGAAACGUUCGAUCACACUACAAGCGAGUGCAAAUAA